AUUAUAUAUUCACCUUUUCUGAUAAUAUUAUUAUUCACAUAUUUCAUUGGCAAUUUUUUUGGAAAAACAGCAAAUAAAUCGGUGUGUACUGGACAAAACUUUAGUAAAUAUAGUUUUGUAAGCUAAAGCCUAUGAAACUAUUUAUGAGACCACGUUAAUAAAAAGAAGCAUUUGGUUUUAUUGCCGCUGAAGCUGGUUUAGCUGGUGAACUAAGAUGGCAUCAACAAGCACUGCAACUGCGCCGUCCCAGGAUGCGUGCUAUAUUUCUUUACUUGGCUUAGCCGAACAUUUCCGUACAUCUAAGCCACCCAACAUUAAGAAAUGUAUUCAGUGUUUACAAGCGUUGUUCACUUUCCAACCUCCAACCAAAGUCGAGGCACGUACACACUUACAAAUGGGCCAAAUAUUAAUGGCAUAUACACUAAACACGGACCUAGCACGCAAUCAUUUAGAAACUGCUUGGAAGUUAUCAGAGACAUUGGUGCACUUUGAUGAUGUUAAGUUUGACACCGCUUCGCUAUUAGCUCAGUUGCAUGUGCAGUUGGAGCAGAAUUCUCAAGCAAAAGCAAUGCUCCGACGCGCUGUCGAAUUAUCACAACAUAAUGUUUUUUGGCACUGCAAAUUGCUUUUGCAAUUGGCGCAAAUACAUGCCUCAGAUCGUGAGUAUUCCUUGGCCUCUGAACUGUUGGCCGUUGGUGUGGAAUCAGCAGAAGAGACGGGUGCUACAUAUCUAAAAGUGUUAUUUCUUCUGUCACGUGCAAUGAUUUUAAUGAUUGAACGUAAAACGAACGAUGUAUUAGCAUUGCUAAACACUGCGGGCGCCAUUAUUGAUAAUAAUAUAAGUAAUGCUCAUCAGAAGGAAUACCUUAAAGUGUUUUUCCUCGUACUCCAAGUUUGCUAUUAUCUGGCGUUGGGCCAAGUAAAGACUGUAAAACCAAGCUUAAAGCAAUUGCAAACAUCAAUUCAAACUAUAAUGGCACCCAACUGGCCCUCGGACGAAGCAAUAUUUGGACAAAACGCUUUAGAAAUGUUUGUAUGGCUGCCAAAAGAGCAACUAUAUGUUUUAGUAUACUUAGUGACCGUAUCACACUCGAUGAUGGCUGGCUAUAUGGAUAAGGCACAAAAAUAUACUGAAAAAGCUUUAACACAAAUCGAAAAGUUGAAAGCUCAAGACGAUAAAUCCAUAUUAUCAGUUUUUAAAGUGAUAUUACUGGAGCACAUUGUGAUGUGCCGCAUGGUGAUGGGCAAUCGAAUUCUGGCCAUUACCGAAAUAGCAGCAGCUCGUGAUGUUUGUGUGGCAACUCCAAACCGCGGUCUACUUCGACGUCAUUCCGCACAAUUGCAUUGCUUACUAGGCUUGUACGCAAUGUCGACCAGCUUUUAUGAGCACGCAGAGCGACAGUUCAUAGCCUGCGUAAUGGAAACUUCAGAACGAGACCUAAAAUUAUUUGCCAAUUUGAACUUGGCAAUUAUUUUUCUACGAACAAAGCGCGAACAAGAUCUAAAACAGAUUUUAGACACCGUGUCCACAGAAAAUACCCACACGCAUAGCAGUCAAGCGCUAAUGGGAGGUUUUUAUUACGUACAGGGACUACAUGCCUUUCAUAAAAGCAGCUUUCAUGAGGCUAAGCGGUUCCUGCGAGAAACAUUAAAAAUGGCUAACGCUGAAGAUCUCAAUCGAUUAACGUCCUGCUCGUUAGUCUUACUGUCACAUGUUUUCCUAAGCAUAGGCAAUUCGAAGGAGAGUAUGAAUAUGGUAACACCUGCUAUGCAGUUGGCUUCAAAAAUACCCGAUAUACACGUACAACUGUGGGGUUCUGCCAUACUCAAGGAUCUCCAUCGAAUGUCUAAGGAUGUGUUGCACGAAAAAGAGGCAUUUGCCAACCAUGUGAAAUACUCAGAAAAUUUAAUUGCCGAUCAGAGAAAAUGCGUGCAAAGUGUCCAUCAUGCACUGAUUAAUUGGUUCAAUGCCGAGCCGCCAUCUACAUUUGCAAACAGUUCAGAUGAAAUGGGUGGUGGUGCAGUCGGCCAGAUGCCGAUAGUAAGGCACGUAAUAUAAAAUUUACAUCAUAAAUUACACGACAACAAAAGCUUAUACAUAUAAAAUAUUGUAAUUUUAUCUGGAUGAGAUGAACAGUAAUUUAAUUCCUUCAAAUCCAUUAGCAUUGAAAAGGAUUCCAACUUUAAUAAAUUAUCAAUUUUCAAUGAAA
This is a messenger RNA of Ceratitis capitata (Mediterranean fruit fly), 2210 nucleotides long. RefSeq names its product MAU2 chromatid cohesion factor homolog (gene Mau2). The transcript is spliced from 3 exons. Gene Ontology annotation, biological process: mitotic sister chromatid cohesion; maintenance of mitotic sister chromatid cohesion. Gene Ontology annotation, molecular function: protein binding; double-stranded DNA binding. NCBI's taxonomy places the organism in Eukaryota, Metazoa, Arthropoda, Insecta, Diptera, Tephritidae. Gene Ontology annotation, cellular component: SMC loading complex; chromatin. Bases 215 to 2059 code for a protein of 614 amino acids. The record is from RefSeq and is a predicted model, not a curated record.